AGAAGUCGUAUACCGUGCAGUAUAGCGAUAACGACGAGGCGAGUUUGGUGAGGAUGGACGAUCUGGAUUCGGGUGGGAAGAGUAGGGGGUUUGCCUAGCCGAGGAGGGAGGGAAUGUGACCCUGGCACUACCCCUGUCCGAAGACCGUCCUCGGGCCGCCGAGUUUAGAAACCCCGUGACGCGUCACGCACCCGCACCGAAGCACAUUACGUAAUCAAUCGCUUGCCACUGACUUCCGCAAUCGUGAUUACUCAUACUCAGUCACGCCCUGAUGUGCCUCCCAGUACCGUACCGUAUGUCUACCACGUUCCCAACCUCUCCAUCAACUUCUGAACGCCACCAUGGUCCCCUCUCACCAGGCUCAACUGGCCAGCGUCGCCGCAGUCAAAGAGGAACUGGCCCGUACAAUCCUCCUCGACAUCUGCACACAAGACACCAUAUCGCUGACGCGCGCCUACGAAGCCCUCAUCCUGAGGGAAAGCCAAGGCAUCAAGCCCGAAACCCCGAUGGAGUGGAAAGUCUGCACAAAUUGCAGCAAAAUAUUCCACGACGACUAUAAUACAGACACAGCCUGCCACUAUCAUAUGGGGGAAAUGGAACCCGAUGAUGACUUUGAUGUCUGGGCUGAUACGGACGAGAGAAUACACGGCCCCAUUGCCUCCGAGGAAAACAAGGAGGAGUUCCCCGAGGGCUUCAUUUGGGAUUGUUGCGACAAACUCGGCACCGAUCCGGGAUGCCAGACCUCGCGUCACGAGUCCCCCGAGGAGACGCUGGCGAAGGAGGCUGAGGAGAGUCGGCCCACUUCAGCUUCCCGUACCGGAACCGGCGCGGCGGAGGUGGCGUCCCUCGAGGUUGGAAGUGACGCCCAGCCCGUGAAGAGGCAAAGGACCGAGUAGUCCUUUUGUGUGGGUAAGACAUUGUGAUGAGAGCAGUCUGGACAGAGACAACAGAGACAUGGCAUACCGAAAGGAGGCCGACAGACGACAGACCCCCACGUAAAGUGCAGCGAUGCCAAUAUUAAUGAUACAGGGAAUACAGACAGUCUGACCAUCCUAGAAUCAGCCGAGGUCGUCGCUUACAAGUUAUACCCCCGC
Messenger RNA from Sodiomyces alkalinus F11, 1094 nucleotides. RefSeq lists its product as hypothetical. Bases 342 to 896 code for a protein of 184 amino acids. The record is from RefSeq and is a predicted model, not a curated record. Lineage: Eukaryota; Fungi; Ascomycota; Sordariomycetes; Glomerellales; Plectosphaerellaceae. The transcript has 3 exons.